AUGGUCGACGAUGUAAGAGAUAAUAUCUCCGAUUCCGAUAAUUCCUCCGAGUCCGGUGCGUCGUUUUCUUCAUGCGAAAUGGCGGCUAAUAUUCCUCCUCCGUUUGGUCGCUUCGAUGCUACAAAAGAAGAUUUCGAAUCAUGGUUGGAGCAAUUUACCAGUCAUCUCAAUUGCUACAAGGUUCUCGAUGCCGACAAAGUUAAUUUUCUAAUUGCGUCGGUUGGACCUGAAACUUACUCUAUUAUGAAGAAAAUUUCAGUACCGAAAAAGCCGAAGGAUAUGGAUUUUAAAACGUUGACUGAAGCCUUAAUUGAACAUUACAACCCAUCACCGCUUUCAGCAGUAUGUCGCUACAAAUUUCGCUCCCGUGUUCAACAAGAAAACGAAGAUUUCAAUUCGUUUCAUGCUGCUUUAAAGGAACUAACGAUCGGAUGCGAGUUUGAUACCGAUGCACGUUUAGACGAGGAGAUUCGAGACCGCAUUAUUGCGGGAGUACGUGAUACGAGUUUGCAAAAUUAUUACUUCUCUACCCCGAAUCUUGCGUUGAAAGAUGUUAUUGCUCGUGCGAAAGCUGCUGAACAAGCAGGUAAGGGUGUUACUCAGUUACAAUCUGCUCCGACUGGCGAAACUGCUACCAAUUUGUCAAGGUCGAAUAGUGAUAACUCGAUGAACAAAAUCAACGAGUCAGUGCGUAAGAAGAAAAAACCCCAAUCUGCCGCUGCGUCGAAUACGUCUUCUUCGAAGAGUGAAAAACCCAAAUCUAAUUCCUCAUCGAAUUCGUCAUCUCAAGUCAUCGUAUGCUACCGUUGCGGACGAAAAGAUCACAAGGCAACAGAGUGCAGAAAUUGCAGUAAGAAUACAAAAUGCAAAAAGUGCAGUAAAACGGGUCAUCUUCCUAGUGUUUGCGGUAUGUCUAGAUCUGAAAUGAUACGUGCGUUAAACGAAUCUCAGUCAGCCAGAUCCGUUAAAGUGGUUGAUAUCGCUAGUAUUUCCGCCUUAAGCAGUGCUCCAACGCCGAAGAUAAAACUUACCUUAUCAGUAAAUGGUCGUGAUGUACGUUUCGAAGCGGAUAGCGGUUCUGCUUACACUUUAUUAUCGAAGAGUGAAGCACGUCAGUUUGGUUUGUUAUCAAAUAUGCGAGCUGAAAAUAUCCCACUUACUUCGUACACUGGUGGUGAACUUACUAUCAUCGGUAUUGUACCUGUUACGGUUUCCUACAAACAAAAAUCACUCGAUCUCGAACUGCAAAUCGUCGAUGGUGAUUAUUCAAGUGUUGUUGGUCUCGAUUGGUUGCUACCUUUAAAUAUCGAUAUUCGAGAUCAUUGCUACAAACCUGCUAAUUCCGAGAACGUUAUCAAUCAGACUGUUUCUGAACAUGUCGAGUUGAAAAAUGGUAUUUUACGUUUAACCGAAGAGUUCGCGGAUAUUUUUGCCAGUGGUAUUGGACGAAUUCCAGAUGUCGAGGCUGAAAUUUAUUUGAAACCUGAGACUGUUCCGAUAUACUGUCGAGCUAGACCAGUUCCCUAUGCGCUUCAAGCUGCUGUUAAUGCUGAAAUUGAUCGUUUGGUCGCCGAAGGAGUUUAUACGCCUGUCACUUCUUCAGAAUGGGCUACUCCAGUUGUGCCAGUGAUUAAAUCUGACGGUCGUGUACGUUUAGUAGGCGAUUAUAGCGUAACGGUUAAUCGCCAUAUUGUCCCUGAAGAUUACCCAAUUCCCAAUGUGGAAGAAACAUUUCAUGGAUCUGGUAAUUGUCGUUAUUUUUCGAAGUUUGACAUCAGUGAAGCUUAUAUGCACAUGUGUACUACGUUGAACGCUUCGAAAAUUUUAACGGUGAAUACUCCAAAGGGUUUACACAACGUGAAUCGUAUGAAUUACGGUGUUCAAUGUGCCGCAGCGAAGUGGCAAAGAUUUAUGGAAUCUAUGCUGAAAGAUCUUCCAGGAUCAUGCGUUUUCUACGAUGACGUUAAAAUCGCUUCUGCUACUGCUAAAGAACAUUUAAUGCGAGUUCGUAAAUUUUUCGAAUUAUGCCGUAAGUUCAACAUUCGUCUGAAUAAGAAAAAGUGCGAUUUUCUUACUGAUCGUUUAACCUACCUUGGUUACGAAAUUGAUUCCAAUGGAGUUCAUAAAACGCAAGAGAAAAUUGAGGCCGUUUUAAAUGCUAAACAACCUCGUACUGCGGCUGAGCUGAAAUCGUUUCAAGGCUUAGUGAAUUACUACGCGCGUUUUGUUCCUAAUAUGAGUCAAUUAUUUGCUCCUUUGGGUAAACUUUUGCAGAAAAAUGCCAGAUUUAAAUGGAAUAAAGCUUGCAGUGCUGCGUUUGAGAAUAUUAAGAAGGAGAUCGCUAGUGAUCGCGUUUUGACUCAUUUCGAUCCGAGCAAAAAAUUGAUUCUAGCAACCGAUGCAUCUCCGGAAGCGAUUGGCGCCGUUUUGAGUCACGAAGAUGAAAAUGGUGAGCGCCCGAUUGCGUUUGUUUCUCGUAAGCUUACUCCUACAGAGCAGCGUUAUAGCCAGAUUGAUAAAGAGGCACUUUCCAUCUACUGGGGAACGCGUAAGUUUUUCAAUUACUUAUUUGGAAGAAAAUUUACGUUAAUUACUGACUGUCGUCCUCUUCAAUCGAUUUUCGCCGCUCAUGCUGCUAAACCUUCUCUCAGUGCUACCAGACUUUUGCAUUACGCCAUCUUUCUGCAAGGUUUUGACUAUGAAAUCAAGUACCGACGUUCCGAACAGAACGCCAAUGCCGAUUUUGUCAGUCGUUUUCCUUACAACGAAGUCGAUGUUAACCAAAUCGAUACACCUACGUUUCUACAGAAAGAGUUGUUGCAGAAAAUUCCAGUUACUGCUGCUCAAAUUGCCGAGGAAACUUUGAAAGAUCCUAUCACAGCUUCUCUACUUCGUCAGCUGUCCGGUGAAGAGCAAUGUUCGUUAAAGCCCAAGGAGUUAUGCGAAUACUCUUUGUAUAAUGGCUGUAUUUUUUGUAACGAACGUGUUUACAUUCCUGCCAAAUUUCGCGAUGCGGUUCUACGUGAAAUUCAUUCUGGUCAUCUGGGAAUUGUAAAAUGUAAACAACUCGCUCGGAGCUACGUUUAUUGGCCGAAAAUCGACCAGUGCAUCGAAAAAAUGGUCGCGCAGUGUGAAAUUUGCGGUAAAAACGCUCGAAACGCCGAUAAACUUCCGCCUCAUCAGUGGGAGAAUCCUAAAGCUCCGUGGCAACGUGUGCAUUUUGAUAUUGGUACACUCGAUGGUACGAAUUUACUCAUUUUGGUCGAUGCUUACUCGAAAUGGGUAGAAGUUUAUCCGAUGCAGUCAAUUACUACUGAAAAGGUCAUCGAAUGUUUUGUCGAAUGUUUUAGUCGUUUCGGUAAUCCUACUGUGCUCGUUUCAGACAACGCUCCUCAGUUUGUUUCAUCGGAAAUGAGUACCUACCUGCGAAGUAUUGGCGUAAAGCAUGUUACUUCCCCUCCGUUCCACCCUCAGUCCAACGGGCAAGUCGAGCGCUAUGUACAGACGGUGAAAAAUGGUUUAAAAUGUGACACCAAAGGCACUUUAACUCAGCGAUUGGCUCGAUUUCUACAGUCCUAUCGUCGUGCGCCUAAUUCUACUACAAAUAAAUCGCCAUUCGAAUUAAUGUUCAGUCGUUCAAUGAACACAACGCUCGAUCUACUGCUACCGAAGGAUUCUGAGACCAAGGAGAUUGCGGACGAACCUAGACGAUCAUUUUGUCCUAAUCAAAAGGUUCAAUAUCGCGUUUAUAAUAAAAGCGAAAAAUGGGCCUAUGGUUUUAUACAUAGUCGUCUUGGUAAAGUGCUGUAUUUGAUCAACGAUAAUGGUUCCAUCGCGAAGCGUCAUGCAAACCAAAUUCGAAGUCGUUCGUUCGAUGUUGCUGGAGCUGUUUCCUCUACUCCUUAUUCGUUUGCUGAUCAAUUCGAAGAUCAAGAGCUUCAUGAUCACGAUGUUCAUGAGCAAUCCUUUCAAGAGGCUCCUGCUUCGCCUCCUCCGGUUCUUCGUCGUUCUACUCGUGACAGGAGAUCCCCGAAACGUUUUUCCCCUUAG
Planococcus citri (citrus mealybug) is the source of this 4050-nucleotide messenger RNA. RefSeq lists its product as uncharacterized. Gene Ontology annotation, molecular function: nucleic acid binding; zinc ion binding. The transcript has a single exon. The record is from RefSeq and is a predicted model, not a curated record. The coding region runs from base 1 to 4050 and encodes 1349 amino acids. Lineage: Eukaryota; Metazoa; Arthropoda; Insecta; Hemiptera; Pseudococcidae. Gene Ontology annotation, biological process: DNA integration.